Molecule: messenger RNA, 2213 nt
Organism: Malania oleifera
Lineage: Eukaryota; Viridiplantae; Streptophyta; Magnoliopsida; Santalales; Ximeniaceae
Product: glucan endo-1,3-beta-glucosidase 14
Exons: 3
Coding region: 349-1566 (405 amino acids)
Biological process (GO): carbohydrate metabolic process
Cellular component (GO): plasma membrane
Molecular function (GO): hydrolase activity, hydrolyzing O-glycosyl compounds
Source: RefSeq, a predicted model, not a curated record
GUUCCUGGGAAGACACAAUAAGCUAAGCUAGCUCAUAGGCCAAACAAAAAAUUCCUAAAAGAUACCACCCAAGCAAAGAAAAUUAGCGAACCAAGACAUUUAAAACGAGUUAAGAGGUAAGAGCCAAAGGCAACCUUAGCAAGGCAAGCUAAGCUUCAACUCACGCACAGAAAAAUUCGACCAAGCAAAGAAAAGAAUUCUCUCUUCCUCCUUCCUUCUCUUCCUGCGCGUCUCUCCCUCCUCCUCCUCCUUUCUCUGCCCUCAUUGUCUAUCAGUUUGCUGUAUAUAUAUAUAAUAAUUAUUCAAGCUAGCUUCCCCCUGGCUCCCUCUCUCUCUCUCCCCCUACCAAUGGCCAGAUUUGCAAGCGGAAUUGAAAGAAUUUAUGUUUUUCUUCUAUUUCUGAUCUCAUUAUCAGAUAACCGUUUCAAUGGGAGAGCAGCAUCGCUUGGCAUCAACUAUGGCCAAGUAGGCAAUAAUCUGCCAUCACCGGAGAGAGUCGUCACCCUCUUAACGUCGCUAAAGCUUACGAAAGCCAGAAUUUAUGACACUAAUCCUCAAAUACUGACGGCAUUCACCAAUUCCAGCAUCGAACUAAUCGUAACAGUUGAAAAUGAAAUGCUAGGAGUUUUGAUUGAUCCUCAGCAGGCCCUUCAAUGGGUAAACACCCACAUCAAACCAUACUUUCCGGCCACGAAGAUCACCGAGAUCGCGGUUGGGAAUGAGGUCUACAAAGGCGACGGUGACACAACCCUAAUUGCAAACCUUGUCCCGGCGGCGGUGAGCAUACAGGGAGCCCUCAUUCAGCUCGGUCUAGGUUCGUAUAUUCAAGUUUCGACGCCUCAUUCCCUCGCGGUGCUUGCCGAGUCCUACCCUCCUUCUGCGGGCACCUUCCGAAGCGAAAUCAACGGAUAUAUGCUGCAGUAUUUACAGUUCUUGUCAAACACCAAAGCACCAUUUUGGAUCAAUGCUUACCCUUAUUUUGCUUACAAGAGUGAUCCAACUGGGGUAUCGUUGGACUACGUACUCCUUAAUCCAAAUUCUGGGAUGGUUGAUCCAUAUACCAAAUUACACUAUGACAACAUGCUUUAUGCUCAAGUGGAUGCAGUCAUUUUUGCAAUAGCUAGGUUGGGUUUCCGAAACUUGGAAGUUAGGGUUUCGGAGACAGGGUGGCCGUCGAAAGGAGACACUGAUGAGGUUGGUGCCACGGUUGAAAACGCCGCCGUUUAUAACCGGAAUUUGUUGAGAAGGCAGUUUAGAAAUGAAGGGACCCCUUUGAGACCUAAUACAAGACAAGAAAUUUACUUGUUUGCCUUGUUUAAUGAGAAUAUGAAGCCCGGACCGACGUCGGAGAGGAACUAUGGUCUCUAUUGGCCCGACGAAACCAUGACAUACAAUGUAGGGCUGACUGCCCUGUCGACUACUUCAUCUUCCACUUCAUCAGCUUCCAUUUCUCUCAGUAAUUCUGCACCUCAUCAGGCAGGAAUGAGGAGACGUCAUCAAAGCAUGGUGUACUGGAUGUUUGUAUAUUUGGCGGCCUUCGAAGUUUUAAUGAGAAGACCAUUCUAACCACCCUGGUUCCAUCCAUUUAUACGUAUAAAAUUACAUUUUGGUGAAAGAGAAGGCAAAUGACAAAUGGCAAAUUGCAAAUGGGGUUUCUCCUUUUGGGCCUUCUUGGAGUUGAAAAAUAUAUACGUGCAAAUCCCUAAAGAUUCAAGAAUGGUCUAAAAGAAAGGUGAACCCACUUUGCACAAGCAAACAACGUACAACCGAAUCGAUUACCAAAGUGAUCACGAUAUGAUGAAAUGUGCUUUCACUUUGACUCCUCUAAUGCUUUCAAGGGUUAGGCAUUUACCGCGGCAUGCAUGCAAUGGAUAAUUUCGAUUGGCUUCUUAAAAAAUACCCACCUAUGCAGUAGCCAAUGGGUUGACAAAACUGACAUAUAUAUAUACAUAUAUAUAUAUGCUUCAUUUGUUAUUGUACGUGAAAAUUAUUGUAGAAGAUUGAUCAAUUGUUUCUUGAUCAACUUACGUCAAUUAUUAUCAAUUGUAGGAAUGGAAUUUGUUGUUGUGGAUUACUGCCCGUGCAUGUUAUAAGGGAACCCAAAAUUGUUAGAGAAUAACAUUGUAAUUAGUCCAUGCUCCAUCCUCCAUCUUAUUGGCUGCAAGGAAAGCUCUCCACUUUGGGACGUGGAUUCCAUAACUUUUCCCAUUAAA